UUUUCUUCACAUCCCCAUUUAUAGAACAGGAGAACUGUGACAUAACUUCCCACACGUUAUACGCAUCCAUAUCUGAGAUUGGACUAUGUGAUUUAGCUAUAAGAUACAAGUCUCCAGGGAAUAAUAGAUAUUAUGCAACUCAGGUAAAACAUGACACCAUCGAGGCCCAACCUACAUGAAAAGGGAAUGAAUGAAGGGUGUGUGUGUGUGUGUGUAAACAGAUGUCAGCCAGUCAUUCUCUCAAACUGAUCUCUCAAAGCCACACAUGUCCUUCCUUUCAAAGCAUGUGGAACACACAGGGUUUGCUUUUACAUUCUGACAUUCCCUAGGAAGUUGCUUUGGAUAUUCUUGGUGUCUCAGUUGCAGAUUUCUGGAAAAAAAAAUCUCAUAGUAAAGUCUUUUUUUUUAAUGUAACCUUCGUGAUAUAUUUAUUUCAUUUUGGAUUUAAAAACCAAGAUUACCACUAAAAAUGAAUUUACUUUACUCUUUCCUCCUGGAAUCAGGCCCAGAUUUGUUGCGAGGUCUAAGGUCUAGAUUUCAGAGGCGAUAUGUCACCCAGCCACAUCCUAAAAAGUACAGGGGAGCCGAGCUCCCUAGUGAACCGGCUCGUGCGAUUGUGUGUUCGGGAAACAGGGCAGACGCUAGGACCUAGAGGCCUAGGGGCACCGUAGGAGGAAAUCCGGGCCUGUCUGGAACUACAUUUAUGUUCUGCAGCUAUACAUUUCUGUGACACUCAAUGGUACAUCAAUGCUAAGGAGAAAGUGCAAUAUUUAUGUUUGCAUAUGACACCUUAUUCUCCUGUUGUGGGAGGAGUCUCCAUGUUUACACACAGUGCGAGUGAGGAGACAAAGUUGGGAGCCCUUGUUGUUCUCAGACACGCAUGCAGGGGAUGAAAGUCCAGGUUCACUGUGACAUGAGUCCUCAUUACCGGUAAUUCCUAUCACAUGAGGUGUCACAAAAGUCACCAUCCUCUCUAACCAGUAUCAGGACAUCUUAUAAAAGUAUUUACCAUAAUAUUUGUAUUAUUGUCAUAAUUGGCCACUGAAUGUGGGCUGCUUAUAUAAGGUCCAUAGUAGGGACCUCCCUUACACAUCACCAGCUUCUGUCUCUAUAAAACAUCAGUCCCUUCAGCACGACCUACAGUAACCUACCUGCAAUAGCUCAUUCACCUUUCCCUUAAUUCUCUAUCCCAUUCACCCUAGAAGAUAAAAAGAUGCAGUUAAGUGAUAAGUGACUGGUAGGAAAUAUGGUGAUAAUACAGAAUAACCAUUGUCUAGAAAUUUAUAUCCCUAAAUGAUAGUGAGUGAUUUAUGACAAUUUUAAAGUCAGUGGGGGUGAGGUAAUAUAAUAGAAAGGCACUAAGUUUGGCCAAGCGCAGUAACUGAUAGCAACCAAUUAGCAGGAAGAGUGUUCAGGUCACCUGUUUAAAAGCAAUUAUCAUUGCUAUGGGGUUACUACUGUGCAAACCGAGAGCCUUUUAUUACAUAUGGUGGAAUAUUUAUUUUACUUCAGUUCAUACAGUGAGACAAUGAGGUUAAAGGUUACUGCCAACCCUGUUUUAUAAUAUCAUUGGAGCCAAUGAGAAAUGGGAUUAUGUGGCAGUGUAGCCUUUCUCAGCAUCUCUUCUGUUAUGUGGCUUUUGAGCCCAUAGACUUUCACCUUCAUAGAAAAUCAUAAAUUUUUCAGACAACACUAUUGACUAGCACUAUUGAAGCAUUUAUUAGUGUGUGUGAUACUUCUGAGGUACCCUUACUAGAAAUGGAAGAAGACAGUAUUUUGGUCAAUUUAUUUUUGGGUUAAUUUGCCAACCACAGUAUGUACAUUAUUUUGUGUGUAGGUCAAAAAAAACUUUUUCAACAUAAAUUGACCAUAUCUGUGGUUUUUGCUUAUUUGUGCACUACAUAGGGCUUUCAGUUUCCAAGUUCUUUGUUCUUCAGAGCAAUUUUGGGAAAAGGAGGAAGCAGUUAAUCAUGUUACCCUUUCCAGUUAGAAUAACAGAGGUGGUCAUACACGGGCCAAGAAAAGCUGGCAACAUAUAAAGUAUUGUAUGGGGCCCUCCAACGGGCUUCCAUAAUCGAUAUGUGGCCGAACAUCGGCCAGAUGACGAUCAGGCAGACUUAAAAUUCCCAUUGGAUCAAGGACAACAUUAAUUCGUUGAUACAGUCCUUAGUCCCAUCACUUACAUUCCUACCCUUUGAUCUGAUCUUUGGGUGCUAGGGCCCAUGUUUAGUCAUCUUAAGACAAAGGCUGCUCUUGCUAGGGAAAAGGAAGACUUUGUCUAUCGCUUAUUAUCUCUUUUUAAAAAAAAUCGUAAAUAGUAAUGGCUAGUAACUGUUCUGUGCUUAAUCAUAGAAAAACAUGUAGAAAAUAUGGAUGUUUUACAUUAAAAGAACAGGCAGAAUACAUUUUUCUCAUAAGCCCUAAUUAUUUUGUUCAUGUUAAAAAAAGAUUUAUACAUAACUUUGUAGUCGUAUACUGCCCCUUAAAUGGCACUGCAGUGCUGUAACAGUUGGAAUGCUUUGGGAUUUUCUGCAGAGCUCCAUUCACAAUAAAGGCAGAUUCUGUUACCAAAGCACAUUUCAUUCUUCCAGUUGGUUGGACACCUUUCCAGUAGUCUUGCUCGGCACUUAAUAACAUACCCACAAAUUUGAUUGACCUGUUAUCCAGAAUGCUCGGGUCGGAUCUUUCUGUAAUUUGGAACCAUACAUUAGAAUCUAGAAUCUAGAUACUAGAAAAGCAUGUAAACAUUAAAUAACCAUAGUAGGGUUGCCACCUUUUCUGGGGCCGGAAAAUGGGCAAAGGAGCGGAUGAUGUUGGAGGUGGGGCAGGGCUGGUGAUGUCAGGGGCGUGACUGGUAAUGUCGGGAUGGGACUGAUGAAGGUAGCGAUGUGCGAUUGGCUGGUUGCCAUGUCAUUAUUUUCAAUGUCCAGUCUGUAUUUCCUAAUUUAGAAAUCCGGACAGCCCUUCCAAAUACCGGCCUGUCCAGGUGAAAUCCCAAUAAGCUAGUUCUGCUUCCAAUUAGCAUUAAUUAUAUCUUAGUUUGGAUCAAGUACAAGGUACUGUUUUAUUAUUACAAAGCUAAAAUCAUUUUUUAAAAUUUUGAUUAUUUGGAUUAAAUGGAGUCUAUGGGAGAUGGGUUUUCGAUAAUUCAGAAAUUUUCACAUAAUGGGUUUCCAGAUAACAAAUCUCAUACGUGUGGUAAAGUUUAAGUAUCUCCAGACUUUCUAAGCUGUUUUCGGGCCUGUGCUAGAGCUCACAUCUUCCUCACUACAGCUAUCUGUAUUUAAGCUAACACUUUCAACCUUAUAAAGGGAAUACUGUAAAUAAAGUCUCACAUUGUGCACUAGCAGCAACUCACAGCAACUGAUCAGAUGUUAUCUUUCAAAUAGGUGAUCAGUAAAUGUAGCCUGCUCAUUGGUUUCUAUGUGUAACUAACAAUGGGUAACUAGACCUUGUGCAACCUUGCCCAGCUUUUAUUACCUCCAUAGUCUUUUAUUCAUGAUUAAUACAAAAGACAAACUAGUAUUAAAGGGUAAAAGUACAAAAAAGUAUUAAAGGAUUCAGUUAAUCAUCAAUAGUACCAUGCAACAGCAAUAUAACACUUACCUAGAACAGAUGAUAAAGUGCAUUUGAAAUCACUCUGUAAUGAGCAGUCAGCCAGCAUAAUCCAGCAGUUCUCUACUCACAGAAUCACUGACUGUCAUUAUGACCUGGGAUCCUAACACCAAUUCAAGUAUCUAUUCUAAACUGGAUCUAUUAUAUUCUAAUCAGUCUGGAGGGGCCUAGUUGGCAGCUUUUAUCAGCCUGUAUAUGGCCAACUUCAGUUGAUCUUGUAAUUUGAGACUUUAAAUGGGAAAUAAAACAGCACAUUCAAGUAUAGGGCACAGAAGAAGAAUUUUUUUCUCAUUGUUGAUCACUGCCAUGACUAGUAACAGGAAGUCAUAUUGCCAAACAUUGGGCCAUCAGCCUUGCUGUGCUGUAAGGGGUGAUGUGGACAGAGCAGGGGUCACUGGAGGGAUGUAGUUCCCAUUAUAAAGUAUGCAUGCAUGAACUGCUCUUAAAAGCAUGCAGUAUUUAGAGGUAUUUGCGGUAAUUUGUGUGUCUCUGCUAUUUAAAAAAUAAUAGAAACGAUUCAUCGUACCUUUAAAGUAAAAAAAAAAUGCUAAUCUGCCGAUUUGGUGCACCUUUCAAUAAAUCUUAUCUUCUGAGUUUGAGCAUUAUCCGUGUGUCCAGAUGUGGUGAUUACCUGGGAGUUUAGCUACAGAACUCUUCAUUUUACCAUUUGUAUAUCACAUCAUUAUGUGCAUUAUUAACUGGAUUGCUGAGGCACAGAAUAAAAACAUUUAUUCAUCUUGAUAUUUUUCUUCUCCCUGUCCACUUGAGUGCAGCAAUGUACAGUUUUCCACAUUUAUCUAUUUACUUGAAAGCCAUCACCCUACCCAUUCUAGAUCAGUAAUAAUUACUUUACAGACAACUCCAGGAGGAGCCAGCUGAUAAUGCAUAAACAUCAGCUGAAUCUGGGUGGUCUAGGAGGCUGCACUCCCAUUAUAAUCCUGUACAAUUUUCUCCCAUUAUAAACCUGAACAAUAUUGUUGGAGUAUACAUCAAAACUAGUUUUGGGAGUCUUUACCUGUAGAUAGUGGCCCAUGACAGGCUGCAGAACUCGCUCCAUGUCUUGGAUUGGGCAGCUUUGGUCGUAUGAAACACAAAAAGUAAUUGUGGUUAAGAAUCGUCGCCUAGGGACCAUCUAUAGGCUUCUGCAACUACUCAUCAUUGUGUACUUUGUCUGGUAUGUAUUUGUAGUUCAGAAGGGAUACCAAGCACAAGAGACAGGCCCAGAAAGUGCAGUCAUCACAAAGGUAAAAGGGGUCUCUACCUCCAAGGGCCCCAGAGGGAUAAAGAAGAUCUGGGAUGUAGCUGAGUAUGUGAAGCCCCCCGAGGGGGGCAGCGUUUUCACCAUUAUAACCAGGAUAGAAAGCACCAAGCAACAGACCAUGGGAACUUGCCCAGAGAGCAGGACUGUACCUAAUGCUUUGUGUGUCACUGACGAGGACUGUAAGCGCGGAGAGAUGCAUAUACUUGGGAAUGGGGAGCAGACGGGACACUGUAUCAUUGCUGGACGGGGAUCACUCAGAACCUGUGAGAUCUUUGCUUGGUGCCCCCUGGAAGAUGAAACAGCGAUCAGUGAAUCCCUACAGGAUUAUGUCCAAAACUUUACUAUAUUAAUCAAGAACAACAUCCAUUUCCCUCAGUUUGGAUUUUCCAAGGGAAACAUAGAGGGCCAGGGCUUCCUAAGGAACUGCAACUACCACCCUGUUCUGUCUCCUUCCUGUCCCAUAUUCACUGUGGGCUUCAUUGUGAGUGAGGCUGGAGCAAAUUUCACAGAACUGGCAAAAAAGGGAGGAAUUAUUGGAGUCAUCAUCAACUGGAACUGUAACCUGGAUUUGCACCUUUCAAAAUGCCGGCCUGAGUACUCAUUUAGGCGCCUUGAUUUGCAGAAUAAAAUAUCUUCUGGAUACAAUUACAGGUUUGCCAAGUAUUACAACAACAAUGGCACAGAGACCCGGACACUUAUUAAAGUAUAUGGGAUUCGAAUUGGUGUAAUAGUGCAUGGACAGGCUGGAAAGUUCAGUCUUAUUCCCACCAUCAUUAACCUGGCCACAGCCCUAACAUCCAUUGGCAUUGGAUCGGUGCUCUGUGACUGGAUUUUACUGACUUUCAUGAACAAAAACCACACGUACAGCCUUCGGAAAUUCGAUGAGGUAUGGAAGUUGGAGGAUGGAACAGCGAUUACCACUGUCAGCUCUUUGCAGGAGUCGUCUUGUAUCUCUGGUUCUGCCUGCACCCUUGUUGAGCCUGUUUACAAGGACAUGGGCCCUGCAGUGGAAUUUACAAUCAUACACGAUGGACUGGGGCAAGAUGGUAUUCUACCCCCACCAGGAAGCUGAUAUUUUCACUGCCGUUAUCUUAAGCCUGAAACUCAAAAUAAUAUACAGUAAGAUCAUUAGGACAAGGCUCAUGAAUAUCUGUAUAACUGUAAUAACAGAAGUGUAGAGCAGAGAAAAUACUGUAUAUUGUUACUUUGCUAAAUGGGACUGCAUGCCAACAGCCCAAACAGAAGCCUGUAUUAAAAGCAACCAGUGCAACAGGUGUCGGUAUUCAAUCUUUAAGGCAGACUGAGAAAUAGCUUCAAAUUUUCCCUCUCUCUGCUCUUUCUAUUGUCAUAUAAUUUCUUGCACUUUUUUGUAAUUGUCUAUUUUCUACCUAUAUUUAGUUCACAUAACUAUAAUUUACUGGGCCCACAGUAAAAUUAUAUUUAUAAUCCCCACAACUCAUUAGAUAUUAUUUUUCUUUGACAUAUAAAAAAACUGAAAAUGAAUCAGUGCCCCACUGCAUCCUCUCUACACUCUUGUAUCCUUCAGCAUGGCCUCUGUGUUUCAUUUUUGCGCUGUGCUUUUCUAUUAUUCUGUGCCCUUUUCAUCUGAGACCUAAUUAGCUUCAGUUGCAAAUAAGAGCAUAACAGCCCUGGUCUGUUUCUGAUCUUAAUUUAUAUACUUUGUUCACAUUCCACCACUUUUCUUUCAUUCCAUUUUUCUACCAAAUCAUCUGCCAAAGACAUAUCUCCUUUUCUAUUAUAUUGUCUUCUCUCCAUCUUGUUAUUCUUUACACUUUAUUUGUGAAGUCAGAACUCUGUUUAUCCCUAGGGAUCCAUUGGGGAAGUGGUGAGAAACAAUUUCUCUUAUAACAAGAUUUCACAAGUAAUUAUGGGAAAAUGUGGCUCCUGUGGUCUUUGUUUCAUCUCCGUUAAAACCUCAUAUUGUUGCUCCCCCCUCCUCCUGUCUGCUUCUCAUAUUACUCAGGAAACUAGGCAAGGUGCUUCACUUGGGCAUUGUCAGGGGAUUUUGAAAGUGCAAAGGAUUGUCCAUAAAUCAAUUAGGAACUAUUGACGUGCCAUGUAAUAAACCUUUCUACAAAAGUAAUAUGUCCAGUAGUACUCAUGCCAUUGUUUUAGGACUGCAUUGUUUCUCAAAUGUGCUAGGCAAAAUUCGACAUUAAUAAGUAGUAGUAUUGAAAGCUAAAGGAGGUUAUAUCCAGAGUUUUAUUUUUUUUUAGUUUUUAUUUUUGAAACUUUUUAACAACAACAAAAACAAAGGAACAGAGAAGAAAGGGAGAAAAGGGAGGCUUAAAGGCCCCCAUACAUGGGCCGAUAAAAGCUGCCGACAGG
Molecule: messenger RNA, 7225 nt
Organism: Xenopus laevis (African clawed frog)
Lineage: Eukaryota; Metazoa; Chordata; Amphibia; Anura; Pipidae
Gene: p2rx2.S
Product: purinergic receptor P2X, ligand gated ion channel, 2 S homeolog
Exons: 12
Coding region: 4647-5948 (433 amino acids)
Source: RefSeq, a predicted model, not a curated record